Helianthus annuus (common sunflower) is the source of this 2281-nucleotide messenger RNA. RefSeq lists its product as uncharacterized. Lineage: Eukaryota; Viridiplantae; Streptophyta; Magnoliopsida; Asterales; Asteraceae. Gene Ontology annotation, molecular function: nucleic acid binding; zinc ion binding. The record is from RefSeq and is a predicted model, not a curated record. The transcript is spliced from 3 exons. The coding region runs from base 984 to 2057 and encodes 357 amino acids.
UCACAUCCGUUCUUCAUCUCGUUCCUGUUCUGAUUAGGGUUUCUGCAUACAUCUCAGAUUCAUCUUGAAUCUGAGUUUAGGUUGAGUGUUUCCUGUUAAUCAGUUAGUGAUUAUCGUGUUGAUAAUCAGUUCGAGUUGUUGUGAGGAGUUUUGUGAGUGAUUUGUUCUUGUAAUUGCUAUAGUUUUUAAUCGAAGGGUAAUAAUAAUCUGGUUUGGGUAUGUGAAAGUUCUUCGAUCGAUCUUUGUUGAUACCUGUUCUUGUCACAUGGUAUCAGAGCCAUAAGGGCUCUUGGGUUAAUCUUUGAAGAUUUAGGGUUUCUGUCCGUUGUCCGCUGUGUUUUGUGGUUUGAUCUGAUUCAGAUCUUCUCGAUUGUGAAUCAGUCGCAUAAAACCUUGGUAGUUCUUGCUUCUGCCGGUUCGGAUCUGAGAGUUUGGGUUUCUGUUUGACCAGAAAUUGCUGGUAGAUUUCUUUUCGGUGGUUCUGACAGCUUAUCAAGGUGAAGAAUCUUGUUGGUCUUUACAACUCUAGAAAGUUGUGAGGCAAACCAACAGAUUAUUGCUAUUAUUCGGUUUUCUGAUCGGAUCUGUGUAACCCUAGAAGGUUACAAGAUCGGUCUUGUUUGCUGCGCAAAUCUGUGAGUUUGUUCCGAUCUGUUUUCUCCGUUAUUAUUUUUGUUGUUGUUUAGUUGUUGAUAUUGGGGGGAUACAGAGAGGGUACACUCUGUGACUUUGUGUUUGUGUGAUUAUUGAUUGCUUUCUCUUGUUUGUUAUUGUGAUCUAUACUUGGUGUUUCUUGCAUAGUUUAACUAGUGUUGUGUCUAUUAGGGUUGGCUUCUGUGCAAAGACUUGGGUAGGCACCUUGAGUGACGAACCUACCAUCUGGCCCCUGGCACAGAUCUGCCAUUGUUGCUGUUUUUGGUUUCUUUACUGUCAGUUGGUAUCCUUGAUUGUGAGAUCUGUUCUGUUUUUUUAACUUGUUACACAUGGCUGAUUUUGUUAAUCUGUUUGGUGAAACUUUAAUUAGCAAACUUGAACCUGAUAAUCCUUUGUAUUUACAUGCUAGUGAUUCAACACAUUUAACUGUUGUGAAUAUAAAACUAAAAGGUACCGAGAAUUACACAGUUUGGGCAAAUGCUAUGCUUCUUGCUUUAAGAGUUAAAAAUAAACUAGGUUUUGUAGAUGGUUCUAUUGAUAAGCCUGUAGAUGAUGAAGUACUUGCUGCUCAAUGGGAAAGAUGUAAUUCGGUUGUUUUAACCUGGAUUUUAAAUUCUGUGUCUGAGGAGUUAUAUUUGGGUCAAGUUUAUUCAAAGUUUGCUUCUGAGGUGUGGAAAGAUUUAAAGGAGACUUAUGAUAAAAUUGAUGGUUCUGUUGUGUUUAAUCUGUAUCAGAAGAUUAAUGGUUUUAGUCAAAAUGGGUUGUCUGUGUCUGAGUAUUAUCAUAAACUGAAUAUAAUGUGGAAACAGUUGGAUCAAAUACUACAGUUGCCUUCCUGUACUUGUAAUGCUUCAACUUCGUUUAAUGAUUUUAAUCAAAUGAUCAAACUUAUGCAGUUUUUAAUGGGAUUAGAUAAUGUUUACCAAAGUGUUAGAACUAAUCUAUUGACUAAAGAAAGUCUUCCUACCGUGAAAGAGGCAUUUGCCAUUGUUUCUAGAGAAGAAUCUCAUAGAAACUCUGGUAGUGAUAAGAAAAGUCAAACUGUAGGUUUUGUUUCUAAAAUUAGUCAAUCUGAUUUGACAAAGAAAACUAAUAAAGUGUCUAAUCAAUCUUUAAAAUGUUCUAACUGUAACAAGUUGGGUCAUACCGUUGAUAAAUGUUUUGAAAUUAUCGGAUAUCCCUCCUGGAUGAAGCCAAGGGGGGGACAAGGAAAGAAGGCAAUUGCUAGUAGUAGUAAUACUGUUAGUGUUGUGAAUGAUACUAGUGGAUCUGGUGUUGCAUCCUUAACUGCUGAACAAGUGUCUAGGUUGUUGAGUUUGUUAUCUGAUAGAACUUGUGAGACUGCUGGUCAGAGCUGCAAUGUGUCAGGAUUUGUUAACAAAGAAAAUCCUGGUGACUGGUAGACAGUUAGAUGGUCUGUACUUCUGUGGAAAUUCCUGUAAAUCUGUUAAGGACGCCUGCUUCCGUGCUGAAUGGUAAAACUCCGUAUGAGAUGUUGUAUAAGUUUGAACCCUUUCUAGAUCAUUUAAGAUUGUUUGGGUGUCUUUGUUUUUGUACUGUCUUAAAUGAGUCAAAUAAGUUAAGUAGUAGGGCUGAGAAAUGUGUGUUCAUUGGAUAUUCGAAUGAA